CAAAGCAAUUUUCAUUUACACGGGUGUUCGUGGAGCAAUUUGUCGAUCAGUGUUCGCUGAGUCCGCUGACCCUAAUAUUUGCCGAUUGCCGCACUUAUCUCAAUUCUCACCCUAAUACACAGCUGCUCGUCUGGUGGCUAACCUAAUCUCUCUCCUCCCACUUAUCUCACCCAAAAUGCCGCACGGCGGAUUUGGAAAACGCCGCCAAGUUGCCGGACGGAAACCCAAAAACAGUCAUCAGCCGAAGGGUGUUGGAGAGGUUACCAACAAACCCAAGGCCGCAUCUCUUAAAAACCAAGUUCGUUCCACUGAACGUUUGCUCCGCAAGGAUCUUCCACCUGAAGUCAGAGUAGCUCAAGAGAGGAAGCUAGAAGGGCUGAAGAAGCAGCAGGACCUUCACAAUCGGUUGGCUGUGGAGCGCAAAAUAUUUCUCCGAAACAGAAAGAUCAAAUUCUUUGAGAGGAGAAAGAUCGAAAGAAGACUGAGACGUUUGGAGAAGCACCUACGUUCGUCAUCUGGUCAAGCACAAGAGAAAGAGAAUUCUGAAGAACUUAGCCGUUUGAAAGAAGAUUUGGAAUAUGUUAGGUUUUUCCCUAAGACAGAAAAGUAUGUGUCUUUGUAUUGUGGAGAUGAUAAUGCCGACUUAGUGGAUAAGAGGAGUAGAUUACGAGUGCAGAUUAAAGCAAACCUGAUUGCUGCUGCAGCCAGUGGAAAGGACUUGGAAGAGACGGGUAGUGAGGAUGAUGGGUUAGCAGAUCUCGGCGAUGAUGAUUUUUUUGUGUCAGGGACCUCAAGUGAUGAGGCAGAUGCAGAUGAUGAACUGACAGAUAUAAGUGCAAGGGAACAAGCUUCUAGUGCUUCUGGUAAAGCUGCAUCUGGCUUAUCCAGUGAUGAGAGGAAUCAGAAGCAUAAGUCGACUCGAUCAAUAAUGCUGCCGCCUCUUCCUCAGAAAUCAUUAGCACGCAGGUAUUCUGGCACAUCCAGGAAGACGGUAAACCUUAUGGAUACUAGUUCUUAUAACAGAGGAUUCUCAAAUUCACAGACGGGCCAGAGUAGCAAUAUGAGUUCCAAUUCUGAUGCUCCCAAGCGGCGGAGAAAGCGUAGACCAAAGAAGAAAAAGCAAUACUAGUUAUUUUUGUUCUUGCUUCUACUUGAUUAAAAAUUCAAGCUUUUAUUUACUGAACAAGGAAUAUAAGUAUGUGUCAAAAUAUGUAUGGGUUGAAGGAAGCAAAUGCAGGUCUCACAUUAAUGAUUAAAUAGAUUCAGGUUGAUGUGCUUUUACUAAAAACAAGGGAAACUAUCUGUAUGAUAAAAAACUAAAAAGCAGUAAAAAGCUUAAAUGAACUGUAAGAUUGUAGUUCAGGUUUUCUCUGUGGCCUCAGUUUGAUAUCUCCAAAUCCUAGAUAUCACUAGAAUUUUACAGCCUGAUGUGAUUCUUUCUUUUGUCUGCUAUUAUAUUAUCCUCUUGUGAAAUGAACUAUAUUUCUUGAAAGUGUAUGUAUUUUGUUGAAUGAAA
Molecule: messenger RNA, 1516 nt
Organism: Beta vulgaris subsp. vulgaris (sugar beet)
Lineage: Eukaryota; Viridiplantae; Streptophyta; Magnoliopsida; Caryophyllales; Amaranthaceae
Product: rRNA-processing protein EFG1
Exons: 7
Coding region: 176-1129 (317 amino acids)
Biological process (GO): maturation of SSU-rRNA from tricistronic rRNA transcript (SSU-rRNA, 5.8S rRNA, LSU-rRNA)
Cellular component (GO): preribosome, small subunit precursor; nucleolus
Source: RefSeq, a predicted model, not a curated record